AUGUUCAAAAAGGUGAAAAAGGCUUUAAAAUUUAUGAAACCUAAAAAAUAAAAGCCUUAAAGUGAUUAAGAUUUUGAACUGAAGCGUAAGACAACAGUUAUUUAAUAUGAUGAAAUGCUUAAAACUAAAUUCAAUGAGGAAAGUACAAUUGAUACUUCUAAGAACAAAGAGUAUGAGGAAUAUGAAGUUUAAUUAGAAGAUUCAUUAAUUGGGAUAGCUUUAAAAUUUGAUAUGAGUGUAGAGUUAUUAAAAAGGAUGAAUAAUUUGAGCAGCGAAUUUAUUUGUAAAGGAAUGGUCUUAAAGGUCUUUAAAUUAAAUUAAGAGGAUAGUGAAGAAGAAGACUAAGAUGAUGAAGAGGAAGAAGUUGAAUAAAUAUAAUAAGACAUAUGGAAAUAAUAAAUCCAAUAAUACAAUAAUAUUCCAAUGUAUUAUUGUAUGGAUGAUUAAAAUGUUAAAGGUUAAAUAACUGUAAGAGAAGAUAUGAUUCUUUUUGAUACUAAUAAUAUUUAAUAGUAAGCAGGUAAGAGAAUAAUUAAUAAUGCAUGCAUUUCUAUUAAUGAUAUUAAUGAAGCAAUUGUACAUAUCUUACCUAAUGCAAAUGAUUAAAAAGAUUAUUUAAUUUAAAUUUUAUUAAGUGGUAUUGGUAGAGUAGAAUUUGAAAAGAAAUUCAGAAAGAAACUUGAAAAAUUCAAAAAACAAAAAAAGAGUAUUGCAACUAUAUUUUUUAGAGUAAUUUAAUAAUUUAAAAUUUAGUAUUAAGAGAGAUAUGAAUCAGGUAAAUUAAUUCCAGAAGAAGUAAAGAAAGAGAUGUGUAAAACAAUUACUGAUUUUAUUAAUCAUUCUGUUUAAAAUUUAAAGGAAUAAGAUAAUAUUAUUAAUUUAACUAAACUUCCUUAUAUAGAUUUAAUUGAUGAAAGUAAUCGCUAUUAACAAUUAAUCUAAAAAUAGGAAUUAGAUAAUGUAAUUGGAAAGAGAAUGGGAAGUAAUGAAAUAAUUAUAUCAUUAAGGAUUAUGGGCAAGUAUUUCAUAUGUUCCAAAAUAUAAAGCUAAUUCAUAAUGUUUAAAUGAAAGUCUUUAUAAAUAAUUAAUUGAAUUAAUACCUGCAAUUUAUAGAUUAUCUAAUUGGAAUAUCAAAUUUACUAUAGAUAAUGAUGGUUCUAGUUAUUAAUAAUUAUUGCUCUCAUUAUAAUAUUAAAAUCCAUUCUUUUUCACAAUCAAAGAUAAAGAUGGAAAUGUUUUUGGAGCAUAUGUUUCAUCUGAAUUAAAAAAUUCAAAACCAGGAUUUCAUGGAACUGGAGAAACAUUUUUAUUUUAAGUAAUAAUAAUUAAAUUAUAUUAAAGUAAGAUUAAUUGUAGAUGAUUCCAUAUUAUUGGAAAGAAACAAAUAAUGAUUUUGUUUAUUGUGAUUCAGAUGGAUUUAGUAUUGGUUGUGGUCCUUCAUUUGGUAUAUUUGUUGAUUCAAAAUUAUACUUUGGAUAUAAUAAUCCAUGUACAACUUUUGAAAAUCCUAGAUUUACCUAAAAUGAAAAAUUUUUUAUUUAACAUUUUGAAGUUUGGGUUAUUGAAUAAUUAUGA
Paramecium pentaurelia is the source of this 1575-nucleotide messenger RNA. NCBI's taxonomy places the organism in Eukaryota, Ciliophora, Oligohymenophorea, Peniculida, Parameciidae. The record is from the annotation of a GenBank genome assembly.